UAAAAAACCAAAAAGAUAAUUCCUUUAAUCUUCUACCACCUUCUUUUCACCAUCUCUCAAUCUGGGUCAUUCACUUUCCCUGCUCUCUUUCACUUUUCAACCUUACAUUUCAAUCACACCCUUAUCUCUUUCCUCUCAAUUCUCACUACCCCAGAACAAAAAGAUUGAAUUUUUAACAUUUUUACUUCUACCCUUUUGCAAAAAUACUCAGCUGCUGCUGCUGACAGAGCCUAUUGUUUUGGAUCUCUGAUUUGUUUUUAAUGCUUAUUCUAAGUUGUGGGUUUGUUAUGGAGUGGCUAUAAGCAUGUGGGGUUGUAUUCUUUGUUCCCACAACAGAGGCAAAUGUUGAUGCUUUUUUCUGAUUUUUUAAUGUUAUUUGACCGUGAUUUCCGGGAUAGGUUCGUGUUGUCUUGGGGGUGCAAAACUUGAGUUUGUUAUCUUUGUCAAACCCAGAGGUGUUGGUGCUGAUAUAGCUCUCUUCUCAGUUGCCAUGUAGUUCUGACUUCUGAUUCAUUUCAGUCAUGGUUGUUUGACUUGGUUGUUGGUGAGGUGAAAGUGAGUGCUAGUGUUGCUGAUAGUUGCUAGGUAGUUCCAUAAUGGGAUCUGGCAAUGAGGUUCAUUCAGUUGGUGAGUUCAAUUUAGAUGCCAAGUGGCUUGUAGAUCCCAAACAACUAUUUGUUGGGCCAAAAAUUGGGGAAGGUGCACAUGCCAAAGUCUAUGAGGGAAAGUAUAAAAAUCAGAAUGUUGCUGUUAAGAUUAUCAAUAAGGGAGAGACCCCGGAAGAGAUUUCAAGGAGAGAGGGUCGGUUUGCUAGAGAGGUUGCUAUGUUGUCGAGAGUUCAACACAAGAAUCUGGUUAAGUUUAUUGGGGCCUGCAAAGAACCUGUUAUGGUUAUAGUGACUGAACUUCUAUUAGGUGGAACAUUGCGCAAAUAUCUCAUGAGUAUGCGUCCAAAAUGCUUGGAUAUUUGUGUGGCUGUUGGAUUUGCUCUUGAUAUCGCCAGAGCAAUGGAAUGCUUACACGCCCACGGGAUCAUUCAUCGUGACCUUAAACCUGAUAACUUGAUAUUGACAGCAGAUCAUAAGACAGUCAAACUUGCUGAUUUUGGUCUAGCCAGAGAAGAGUCCUUAACAGAGAUGAUGACUGCUGAGACAGGAACAUAUCGCUGGAUGGCUCCAGAGCUUUACAGCACUGUUACUCUAAGACAAGGUGAGAAGAAGCAUUACAACCAUAAGGUGGAUGCCUACAGCUUUGCAAUUGUGUUGUGGGAACUCAUCCAUAAUAAGUUGCCCUUUGAAGGCAUGUCUAAUCUACAGGCAGCAUAUGCAGCUGCUUUUAAGAAUACAAGGCCUAGUGCUGAAGACCUUCCAGAGGAUCUAGCUCUGAUUGUAACUUCAUGUUGGAAGGAGGAUCCCAAUGACCGACCCAAUUUCACUCAAAUCAUACAGAUGCUCCUUCGAUAUCUCUGUACGGUUUCACCCACAGAGCCGGUUCUUCCGAUGCGGAUGAUUUCACUUUCAUCUGAGAAUUCUGUGUUGCCACCGGAAUCUCCUGGUACAAGUGCACUAAUGCUUAGAAGAGAUGACGCCGGAGAAACGCCAAAAGCCAACAUGGAAGACAGGCCUAAAGGGAUUUUCUUCUGCUUUAACCAGUGCUACUGAUGCCUCAAAUCCAAGAUCACACAGUUAGGACAGCUAAAUAAAACCACAUUCUACAAUUGUAACAACUAGAAUCUUAAUAAGAAAAUGUUAACUGUUACCAGGUUCAGCCAGUUUAGUGGAAAAUAGUAAACUCAGAAGGCACCUUCAUUCUCAGCAAGAGUGGCAAGUUCUUUUUAACAUUAUGUUGACUUACUUCUGACUUGAUAUCCAAGGACUCAGAAAGUUUUGGGGUUAAGGUUGCUGAGAUGUAAUGUGUUGUAAAAUAAGGUUCAUCCCAAAGCCUUUCACCUCCUGUGUAUAAUAUAUGAGGCAUGGAUAAUAAAAGGGGGAAGUGUUUAUGUUCGUUUAUCA
Messenger RNA from Lotus japonicus, 2012 nucleotides. Its product is annotated as serine/threonine-protein kinase STY13. Bases 597 to 1661 code for a protein of 354 amino acids. Gene Ontology annotation, molecular function: protein kinase activity; ATP binding. Gene Ontology annotation, biological process: protein phosphorylation. The transcript has 6 exons. Lineage: Eukaryota; Viridiplantae; Streptophyta; Magnoliopsida; Fabales; Fabaceae. The record is from RefSeq and is a predicted model, not a curated record.